Peromyscus leucopus (white-footed mouse) is the source of this 1815-nucleotide messenger RNA. It is a transcript of the gene Hapln2, whose product is annotated as hyaluronan and proteoglycan link protein 2. Gene Ontology annotation, molecular function: hyaluronic acid binding. The coding region runs from base 554 to 1648 and encodes 364 amino acids. Gene Ontology annotation, biological process: cell adhesion. The record is from RefSeq and is a predicted model, not a curated record. Lineage: Eukaryota; Metazoa; Chordata; Mammalia; Rodentia; Cricetidae. The transcript is spliced from 5 exons.
AAUCCACGGCCCAGACAGACAGACAGCUGCACUUGAAUCUGUUUGCAUAACUUUACAAUGUUAUGCACUGUAACUUCUAGAAAAUCCUGGCGACACAGCCCGCCAGUGCAUGUACAGUGCUUUCAAAUCCAGUUAGUUUAGCCAGCGAUGAGGGCGUGAGGAAAAAGUUCCUUGUCCAGUCCAGCAGACUUCAUAUCCACAGUGAGACAGAUUGGAGGAUGAGGAAGGUUCUCCAGACCUAAGGCCCAAUUCUGAUGUCUCUUAAGUUCACUGUGUCUGGAUUCCAGUGCAGAGCCAGACUGGGAUAGGGGAGACAUUGACAGUGCAGGGGAGCCUGGAGCCUGGAGCCUUGGAAACUGUGACGAAGGUUCGACUUCAUCGGCAGCGUGAGGGAGAGCCACGCUUUCAAGCAGGAGAAAUCCUAUUUACUUUGGCUUUGGGAUAGAAAGUGAUGCUGUCAAUGCAGACAAUGAGGGGACCCGGGAGCAGUGCUGAGGUGGGACUUGCUGGCUGAGAUAACCUGUCACCAGCCUCUCGCCUCCCAGCUGCACAAAUGCCUCCAUAUUUACCCAGCAGGAAGCUGAUCCUCAUUCCUCCCCCACCAACGGCGCUUGCUGACACCAUCAUGGCGCGUCGGACCCCUCUCUCUGCACUCUGCUGCUUCCUUCUCCCCUGGGCGUUCACCAUCCUUCACCAAGCCCUGGGGAACUCGGCCCCCCAUCCGGGUCCCCACUACCUCCUGCCCCCCAUCCACGAGGUCAUUCACUCUCGUCGUGGGGCCACGGCCACACUGCCCUGCGUCCUGGGCACCUCGCCUCCCAGCUACAAGGUACGCUGGAGCAAAGUGGAGCCCGGGGAGCUCCGGGAAACGCUAAUCCUCAUCACCAACGGACUGCACGCCCGGGGCUAUGGGCCCCUGGGAGGGCGCGCCAGCAUGCGGAGGGGGCAUCGGCUGGACGCCACCCUGGUCAUCAAGAACGUGCGCCUGGAGGACGAGGGCCGGUACCGCUGCGAGCUCAUCAAUGGCAUCGAGGACGAGAGCGUGGCGCUGACCCUGCGCCUGGAGGGUGUGGUGUUUCCGUACCAACCCAGCCGCGGCCGCUACCAGUUCAAUUACUUCGAGGCAAAGCAGGCGUGCGAGGAGCAGGACGGACGCCUAGCCACUUACAGCCAACUGUACCAGGCGUGGACCGAGGGGCUGGACUGGUGCAACGCCGGCUGGCUGCUCGAGGGCUCGGUGCGCUACCCGGUGCUCAACGCGCGCGCCCCGUGUGGCGGUCAAGGGCGGCCAGGCAUCCGCAGCUACGGGCCCCGCGACCGCAGCCGCGACCGCUACGACGCCUUCUGCUUCACCUCGGCGCUGGCAGGCCAGGUGUUCUUCGUGCCCGGGCGGCUGACGCUGUCUGAAGCCCAUGCGGCUUGCCGGCGGCGCGGAGCUGUAGUAGCCAAGGUCGGGCACCUCUACGCCGCCUGGAAGUUCUCGGGGCUGGAUCGCUGCGACGGAGGCUGGCUGGCGGACGGCAGCGUUCGCUUCCCCAUCACCACGCCGCGGCCGCGCUGCGGGGGUCUCCCUGACCCCGGGGUGCGCAGCUUCGGCUUCCCCCGGCCCCAGCAGGCGGCCUACGGGACCUACUGCUACGCUGAGUAGGAGCGCACUGUCCUGCCGCGCGCGCGCGCGACGGAGUGGCGGGUCUCUCUCGGCAGACGAGGACUGAGCCCCACCACCUGCCUGCCCAACCCAGCUCAGCUCACCGGGCUCCCGGGCAGAGGGGCGUCCCGGGCAUUAACUGACCAAUAAAAUAACAUGGCACCUUC